Molecule: messenger RNA, 1953 nt
Organism: Fusarium vanettenii 77-13-4
Lineage: Eukaryota; Fungi; Ascomycota; Sordariomycetes; Hypocreales; Nectriaceae
Exons: 1
Coding region: 1-1953 (650 amino acids)
Molecular function (GO): protein binding
Source: RefSeq, a predicted model, not a curated record
AUGGAGCACUUAAGUCUUCGGGCCACUGGACCCCUCGGUAUAGCCAUUAGUCGAAAUAAUUGGAAAGUUACAUGCGAUAGCGACAACCCGGACUCAGACAAUGCCUGUCAAAAAGCAAUCGAUGGCGAUGUAAACAGCUUUUGGCACACGGCUUGGUUUGAAGAUACAAGCAAAGACCCAACGCUUCCGCAUACACUCACGGUCGACAUGAAGACCGUUCAAAACGUCAACGGCAUCUCUGCUCUUCCUCGACAAGACGGUACCACACACGGAUGGAUCGCGAGCCACGACAUCUUCCUCAGCACAGAUGGGAAAACCUGGGGAUCCCCUGUUGCGACAGGAACAUGGUAUGCAGACGGCACCGAGAAAUUCUCCAACUUUGAGACGAAGCGGGCUCGCUAUGUGCGUAUUGUCGCCACCACCGAGGCAUACGACGGUCCAUGGACGAGCAUCGCCGAGUUCAACGUCUACAAGGCUGCUUCUUACACUGCACCCAAAGCUGGAAUUGGAAUGUGGGGACCAACACUCGAUUUCCCAAUAGUUCCUGUUGCUGGAGCAGUUGAUCCAGAAACUGGAAAGGUUUUGGUCUGGUCUUCGUAUUAUCACGAUACCAUGAACGGUUCUCCUGGAGGCAUGACGCUGACUUCGCUCUGGGUUCCAGCGACGGGCAACAUCACCCAGAGAGAAGUCUUUGAGACCAACCACGACAUGUUCUGUCCUGGAAUUUCCAUGGACGGAACAGGGCAGAUCGUUGUGACGGGUGGUAACAGCGCUGCGAGGACAAGCACCUGGGACCCUGUCAAGAAUCAGUGGGUAUCAGGACCCGACAUGAGGAUCGCCCGUGGCUACCAGGCCUCCGCCACCACAUCAAACGGCAAGGUCUUCACUAUUGGAGGUUCUUGGGCUGGUGGUGAAGACUUCAAACCUGGAGAAAUCUUUGAUCCAAGCUCGAGGAAGUGGACACUCCUCCCGAAUGCGAAGGUCCAGCCUAUGCUCACGGCUGAUGCCCAGGGACUCUUUCGUUCUGACAACCAUGCAUGGUUGUUUGGGUGGAAGGGGGAGACCAUCUUUCAGGCUGGUCCCAGCUCUGCCAUGAACUGGUACUACACGGGAGGCAAAGGAACGGUUAAACCUGCGGGUAAGAGGCAGUCCAGCCGCGGAGUUGAUCCUGACUCUAUGUGUGGCAACGCCGUCAUGUUUGAUGCUGUCAAGGGAAAGAUUGUCACAUUUGGUGGAACACCAAAUUACCAGGACUCUUACGCUACGACAAACGCUCACAUCAUCACCAUCGGUGCCCCUGGAACGCAAGCAAAUGUGGUCUUUGCCAGUGACGGCAUGUACUACCCUCGUGUCUUUCAUACGUCUGUUCUCCUACCAGACGGCACGGUAUUCAUCACCGGAGGCCAAGAAUACGCCAUUCCUUUCGAAGACUCGACUCCUCAGCUUACACCGGAACUAUACAUCCCUGACAGCGACACCUUUGUCAAACAGCAACCCAACUCUAUCGUUCGAACCUACCACAGCAUGUCAAUUCUUCUCCCCGACGCAAGAGUCUUUAAUGGCGGUGGUGGGCUAUGUGGUGAUUGUUCAACAAAUCACUUUGAUGCUCAGAUCUUCACCCCAAGUUACCUCUUGACCAAAGACGGCAAGCCAGCCGCUCGACCAAAGAUCGUCUCAGUUUCGGCCACUACAAUCAAGGUUGGCGGUUCCAUCACUGUCACGACGGGAGGCGCUAUAAACACUGCCUCGCUGAUACGAUAUGGAACGGCCACGCAUACUGUCAACACUGAUCAACGUCGUAUUCCCUUGACGUUGACUGGCGCUGGGAAGAAUAAGUACACGUUAAAGGUUCCUAGCGACUCGGGUAUUGCUCUGCCUGGGUAUUGGAUGUUGUUUGUCAUGAAUUCUGCGGGAGUACCUAGUGUUGCGGCUACGAUCAAAGUCACUACUUAG